CGUUCUCAUGGUCGGCGUCGCGACUCCACCGAAUCCGGAAAAGUAUCCGCAGUUGCAGGAUGACUUUUCGCACUUCUCGAAGGUCCUCGGAGGGGAUGGCUCUGGGGCAAGUCAUUGAAUGGACCGACUGCUUCGACUUUGAUACGCUGACUUACAGGUUGGUGCCCUUACUCUUCCUUUUUAUAAUUAUGCUACUAGUGGAGCUCUGUCAGUGUCGCGAACAACCAGAUCUGUUGGGGUCUCAGCACCCAGCUCUCCAAGUCUGAGGCCAAGCAGCAGCAAUUUCGAAAUUCGGAGUGGGGUCCAGAAUCGCACGAUAGCAUGAUUAAGAAUCUUCAGGAUAUGCCGCGCCCGUUUGGUGGUACUAUGCGCGAGCUUAUUGAGGCGAGUCCGAAACACUCGAUCUCCAAGAUUUUUUUUGAGUUGUUCAAGACUUGGUACCACUCCCGCACCGUUCUCCUAGGCGAUGUCUGCCACAAGAUGACUCCUGCAGCCGGCCAAGGCGCGGUGAACGCGAUGCAGGACGCUGUGGUUCUGGCCAAGUGUAUCUUCAGCAUGCCUGAUUCAAGUUCUGAGAGUAUCAUCGCUGCGUUCACAGAGUACUUCAGCCAACGCUACCAUCGUGCAGAGGCCCAGUUUGCUCGCAGCAAUACCAUGUCCAAGAUCACCUCAGGCCAGACCUGGACAGAGAGAUUGAUCCGCUAUAUCAUGUUCAACUAUAUACCAACAUGGUUACAGCAGCGAGGAUUUGCCAAGACGUUCGAGUAUCGACCCCAGGUUGCCUGGCUCCCUUUAGUCGAAAAUCGCGGUACGGGUCAUAUCCUACCCCAGGAAGGGCCAAGGAGCGUUACCCAAGAGCAAACGAGACUCCCUCAUGCUGCAGCAAGUGUAGCCUGAAGAUGACCAUCCUUCACUUCAAUAAAGCCGGCACUGCAACCCGUGUUCUU
Gamsiella multidivaricata is the source of this 947-nucleotide messenger RNA. RefSeq lists its product as uncharacterized. NCBI's taxonomy places the organism in Eukaryota, Fungi, Mortierellomycota, Mortierellomycetes, Mortierellales, Mortierellaceae. Gene Ontology annotation, molecular function: FAD binding. The record is from RefSeq and is a predicted model, not a curated record. The coding region runs from base 322 to 897 and encodes 191 amino acids. The transcript has 5 exons.